This is a messenger RNA of Astrephomene gubernaculifera, 3878 nucleotides long. The record is from the annotation of a GenBank genome assembly. Lineage: Eukaryota; Viridiplantae; Chlorophyta; Chlorophyceae; Chlamydomonadales; Astrephomenaceae.
CUUCGACAUUUAAAGUCAGUAUAUGUUUCCACGCCUUCGGUGCUAUCGAGCGCACUUGCGUACGGCGGUUGCCCGUAUAAUAGUUCUUCCCAGCCUUGUUUUCCUACCCACAUACUCAGCCCGGAGCCGCGUGUUAGUUUCCCAUAGCAUAGGUGCUUACCUUUAAAUCCUUGUGCCAUGGGAGCCGCCUGCCAGGAACUGAGGCCCUGCGAGGCCGAGCGCUCUGAGUGCACGGACCUUGCCGAUGCUUUUGCUAGGCUAAAUUACUGCACGGGAAAUGGUUCUGGUAGCAGUGGCCAGCACGACGUGCACCUUCCGGAUGAGGUUGUGCGCAAAAUCUCAACGUGCUUGGUCCAGAACGAAACACCGGGCCAUGCACUAGUGCACAUCCUAGCUUUCUGUGGUGUCUGCCGACAGUGGCGCAGCGUUGGUCACGAGUUGAACCCUGGAGUGUGCAUUGGCUUUGACGUCUUGGAGAACACGUUCAGCAACAAUCAGCCUUCCAUCCAGCGCUUUCGCCGGCUCACAACGGCACAGAAGGAGGAGGUCUUCUUUUCGGCUGCAAAGCUGCUUACUGGAUACACGGAGGUUGCGUUCUCUGGGGAAGCCGUGUCGGACCGGUUGGUGCAGACGGUAGCCCAGCGCGUGGGCGCCAUUCUCGUCAAGGUUAAGCUUCACAACGCCAAGCAGGUCACCGAUGCAGCGCUUUGCACUCUAGUUCGCGCUGCACCGAAGCUCCAAAGCUUUGUAGCAGAGGAGCUUGAUCGCGUUGCGGGCAAUUUCCUUGUGCCGCUCAUGGAGGACUGCUCCAACCUAACAACGGCGCACGUAGCAAACAUUCCAUCACUGAACUGGAGCCUGUGCAAACAAUUCAGCACGACGUGGGGGCCAAAGAGUCUCACCAAAUUGGUUGUUCGCGCGGCUGGUCUGGACGACACAUUCUGCAGCAUAAUCGCGAAGCUGAACAACCUGACAGACAUUGAGCUGGACGGUCCAGCGGCCAACAUCAUCGAAGCGACGCAGCAAUGCCCCGCUUUAAGCCGCAUCAGCUACCUGGUCGGCAAGAAAAGCGACCUCGAUGCGGCGCUUGCUGCACUGACCAGCAUGAAGGAGCUAAGGCGCUUGGAGCUGAAGCAGCUGGAGCUGAUCGUGCGCAACUUUGUGCUCACAAUCGAGCACCUCCGCACAAUCGGUCGGCUGCGGGUUGCGGACCUGCGGAUCGACAGCUUCAUUUACAAGCAGCAGCCCACCCUCAACCGCAGCAGCUACAGCCACGUGGAUAACGAGGGCGUGAAGGCGCUCGUGGACGGCAUCUGCGCGGAGUGGGGCCUGCGCAGGGGAGACAUGGCCCCCCUGAAGCUGUCCCUGUGUGGCGCCACCGCGCUGACGCACGACGCGGUGAGUGCGCUGCUGCGGCUGCCGGUGCUCACGGAGCUGGACAUUGGCGGCUGCCUGCGCAUCACCGCCAUGGACAAGAUGAGGCUGGUGGCCAAGGUGAAGGCGGGCAGGGAGAUGCUGGAGUCGGGGCGCCGGCCGCAGAACCGCAUCAACAGCCGCUUCCCGGGGCUGCUGCUGUGAGGGAGGGGCAGCCAGGGAGGCGCAGGCAGCUGCUGCCGCCCAACACCAUCAUUACGAGCCACUCCAGCACAACCGCCGCGGCGACCCAUGGUUCGGUGGCACGGCCUCCAUCAGAUGCCGCCACCGCAGUCGCAGGGCAGCGAAUACAUGUGCAGCAGUUGGCGGCGGGUGCUGGGCGUUGCUCGGUGGGAGCGGCAGCGGCGGCGGCAGCAGCAGGGGCAGGAGGAGGCUGGGGUGGCGGAGGCAGCGGCUGGGGUGUUCCGCUGGCUGCAUGGAGGGCCUUCCUCCUGCUGUCGAUGCAGACGGGGCGGUGCAGGCAGCAGAACCAAGGCGGGCGAGGCCGUUGAUGCUAACCGCCGACCUAGGGCCGUCGGAGGCUUCCCCGUGGUUUGGAAAUGACGUACCGGCGGUGCUGAGCUGGGUAAUGAGGUUUGGAUGGGAAGCGCCGGCACUCGCGCAUAACAAAAAGUAGGAUAUUGUCCCCGCUGGUUCGGCGGUAGGGAAGGAGAUUCUGAGGCAGUUUGGCAGCGUGAGCUGCUUUUGGCAGGAAGGAAUACGUCUGCUGCUGCCAGUGUGUUUGGGAUUAGGAGGAGGAUUGUAGGGCUGUGGGAAAUGUGUCUGGGAGAAGUCCGCGUGAAGUAUGCUGAAUCCACGUUGCAGUUGAGAUGUAAUUUUGCGGAGGUAUGCAACUGUUCCGAAUCGAUUUGGGGGUGUGCAGAGGGCGCACGCAUGCAAUUUUGAAGCGCGAGGCACGUCGCUUUCAAAUCUGGUUUCCGGUUUUGGAAGCUUGGAAGCCAGGUUCAACAAGCCAAAGCGGCCCUGCCGCUGCCCCCCCCUCCCCCAUGGCUGCUGCGAUACCGACCCAUCUGGGUGGCAGUGCAGGAGUGUCAUGGAUGCAGGUUGGUUCUAUAGAGUUCUUGAAGCCCACUUCUUGCUUUGUACAUUGCGCGGGAUGUGUGUGUGUUAAGAAAACUGGCCGCGAGUAGGAACGUGUGUUAGAAAAACUGGCCGCGAGGCGAAACGUACGUACGUACGUGUGUGUGUGUGUGCGUGUACGAAAUAUCUUCCCCGUGCACGAAUUUAGAGGGCUGCUUGUUUGCCCUGGGUGGGGUUAAGGCAUUGGGGGCGGAACAGGGCCUUGGCCGUUCACACUUUUGCCGGAUUGCCAGGGUGUUGCAGGCGGGGUAGGUAGCCCGGCCAGGCUGGCAUUGCAGGACGGUAGCAUGGGUAGCAGGAGGGCGCGAGGAGGAGGAGGAGGAGGAGGAGGAGGAGGGGGAGGUCCACACGGGCGUUUGUGGUUUCUGUGCGCUAGCGGUGUGGGAGCAGGAUGGGGAUUGUUGUCAGGUGUGUAGCUCAUUACUCUGCUUAAUACAGUGCAUGCAGUGCUAGAACGAAUGGCGUGGCAAGAGCUCAUCACAGGAAGACUUGCGGGGGUUUAAGAACCUCGGGCGCCAUCAAUGCCAGCCGCAAUGACAUGCCGGGGAUUAACGGGCGGGGUCGGUGGCGGGUUCCUAUACCUUGAGGAGGGCUGGGGGGGUUUGGGAUUUUUUUGCUGUUGGAGCUCCGGCGGAGGCUGUGUUUCCGAACAUUUUCACAAUUCCAUGUGCGUAUGUGCACCUCUUAUUCGUGCGAAACAAGUAAAGGCGGUGAUGGAAUGAUGCACGGUUUUGGGUGCACUCGUCUAUUUUGUUUCCAAGUAAGACGACAGAGCACCAAUAGCAUGAGACAGGAAGACAGAGGAGAGGCAUUGAGAGCGUGGGAUAGCUAGAUACAGUGCGGAUUGCAGCUGAGGCGGUUGCCACUCUUUCCAAGUAGGUUCGUGGCAUCCCGCCGCGGGGUGCGACGCAAACAACCCAGAGACGUCAGGGCUGGGCUGCGUAGUGGGUCAUGUAGGCGUGGGGAGGCGGAGGGAUCAAGGGAGGCGGGGAGGCACGAGGAAGGGCUGCGGGGCUAGGGAUGCUGGGUGGUUACGUUGGCUGGAAGUAAAGCUUUCAUGGUUGCACGUGUUCCCUGGUGGGUUGGGGCGCAUACGCCGAUAUGGGCGGCAAUUAACGUGCGGGUCCUGUUCCUCCGUCGUUUUGUUGGUUUGCUGUAAGCAGGAGUGGCAAUGCAGUGCACCCGCGGGAUUGCUGUCUUGAGUGCCGGGUUGUCUGUCAGCCGAUGUGCAUCAGAAGGAAAGGAGGGAGGCCGCCCUGGUAUGGUUUAUUGGUUUUACAUUGCUAUGUUGUUUUCCACAUGUGUUGCCUGUACCAAACAUGUAUCUACGGACACAAAACCUUCUUUACAAACGUCUAGCCGGC